AUGAUGUGCUCGAAGUUGAUAUGGCGAUAUAAAGCCUGGAGUGUGAUGGGCUCUUACAGAGUGCUUCUGAAGCGUUGCUGUAUCUGCACAUCAUUCGCUGAAGCGCGCCGAGAACUGAUGGCGGAAUCAUGGCCCACCCUUCCAUCAUCUGCAGGAUUCUUGCGUACCAACCCAACGACGUCGUGUUCGCAGGGCUAG
Molecule: messenger RNA, 198 nt
Organism: Colletotrichum paranaense
Lineage: Eukaryota; Fungi; Ascomycota; Sordariomycetes; Glomerellales; Glomerellaceae
Exons: 1
Coding region: 1-198 (65 amino acids)
Source: RefSeq, a predicted model, not a curated record